CUGGAGAGUGUUUUUGUGGAAUCUAUUGGAAGGCUACUACAACUCAGUUUGUUAAACCAUGAUAUUCCCUAUAUUUGCCUUUCUUUAUGAGUUUGCUUUCCUGUGGCUCAUCGUUUGUGUGCAUUCCGCACCUCACUGCCCAUCAUCCCUUUGGAAAACAUGGAAUGACAGAUGUUAUUUGGUAGUUACUACGCCAAUGAGCUGGUUUGCUGCAAGAACAAUCUGUCAACAGAAUGGUGGUGAUCUUGUGGUUGUAAGCUCCGGUAGUGAAAGGGAUUUGAUUGCGACAAGACUUCAGGAUUCAAAGAUAAAUGAUAGCGUUUAUGUCGGCCUACAUAAUAGCCCAGAUUUCAGCAAGUACCGAUGGCUUGGCACUGGAGAAUUUUCAUCAUAUAGAGCCUGGCUACAUCAACCACAAUAUACAUCGGAAAAGUGUGUUAUUCUUCACAUUAAUCUCAACGUGUUUUCCGAAAUUGAAUGCAACACGAAUAAAUCCGCUUUAUGUGAAACAGCACAAUAUGGCCAAUAUUGUAUGACUUCAGACUGGAUGCACUGGAAACAUGGUUGUUAUAUUUCGCUGCCUGAUCCGUCGAAGGCUACAUUCGAUGAAUCGAGAAAGAUUUGCCUAGACAAGGGUGCUGAUGUGGUUGUUAUUGAAACAGAAGAAGAACACGUGAUCAUAAAUGAGUUAGCAACUCCGUUUAAAGAGGAAUAUGACUACACGUACGUUUGGAUUGGACUAGUUAGAAACAUUACUCCCGAAUUUGUUACUGAUUUUGUUUGGGUCAAUGGAAAGCAUCCAACCUGGACAUGUGAAAUUACAUUAAACGCAGCUAUUAAAACCUGUAUCUAA
This is a messenger RNA of Anneissia japonica, 853 nucleotides long. RefSeq names its product sperm receptor for egg jelly-like. The transcript is spliced from 5 exons. Lineage: Eukaryota; Metazoa; Echinodermata; Crinoidea; Comatulida; Comatulidae. The record is from RefSeq and is a predicted model, not a curated record. Bases 59 to 853 code for a protein of 264 amino acids.